CGGAGGAGUGAGCAGCACAGGCCGCUUCCUGGAGGAGGACGCAGCUGGCUUGGAAGUACUGCUUUCACCCGGGAACAAGAUGAUCCUGGACAGCAUAGCUCGGGUCAUUAAGGUGCAGCUUCCCGCCUAUCUGAAGAGACUGCCGGUACCGGACAGCAUCGCCGGCUUCAUUAGGCUGACAGUUUCCGAAUGGCUGCGACUACUGCCUUUCUUGGGUGUCCUCGCCCUGUUGGGAUAUCUUGCAAUCCGACCAUUCCUACCAAAGAAGAAGCAACAGAAGGACAGUUUGAUCAAUCUUAAAAUCCAGAAGGAAAACCCUAAGGUUGUCAAUGAAAUAGAUAUAGAGGACCUGCAUAUCGCUAAAGUUGCCUACUGCCGAUGCUGGCGCUCUAAAACGUUUCCUGUUUGCGAUGGCUCCCAUAACAAGCACAAUGAACUUACUGGAGACAACGUGGGUCCACUCAUCUUGAAAAAGAAAGAAAUUUAAGUGUAAAAACAUUUUCGGAAAUGUUCUCGUCUGCGUUGUCUAGGAGCUGCAAGGAAAUUCUAAGGCCAUUUUUAAUGAAGUAUUUCAGAGUCCUGCUCUGAUAUUGAAGUGGAUCUCUGGUACCUAAACAUGUGCACUUGUGAUGAUCUGUAAUACAGUAGUUAAGUUUUGUGAUUUGUGACUUACAAUGCCUUUGU
Molecule: messenger RNA, 684 nt
Organism: Nanorana parkeri
Lineage: Eukaryota; Metazoa; Chordata; Amphibia; Anura; Dicroglossidae
Gene: CISD2
Product: CDGSH iron sulfur domain 2
Exons: 3
Coding region: 80-487 (135 amino acids)
Biological process (GO): regulation of autophagy; autophagy of mitochondrion
Cellular component (GO): mitochondrial outer membrane; intracellular membrane-bounded organelle
Molecular function (GO): 2 iron, 2 sulfur cluster binding
Source: RefSeq, a predicted model, not a curated record